UCAUCACUCAAAGCUGUUAAACAAUUCCUGUUUGGCAGCCAAAUGCAACCCCCAGCACCAAGCGAGAUUCCAACCCCUUAGGAAUGCUGAGAAACUCUGUAUAAGCUCCAGGCCCUGAGUUCAUCCAGACACAUCUUUCGGCUUAUUCGCCUUGCUGAGCUUAAUGUCUUGCUAUGACCUGUGCCCACCGAAAACCGGCGUCGCCGUCCCCCAGCCCGUCGCUGAGAGCUGCAACGAGCUGUGCGCCCGGCAGUGCCCCGACUCGACGGCCUUCAUCCAGCCGCCCCCCGUCGUCGUCACCUUCCCCGGCCCCAUCCUCAGCUCCUUCCCCCAGCAAGCCGUGGUGGGCUCCUCCGGAGCACCCGCCUUUGGGGGCAACCUGGGGCUGGGAGGCCUCUACGGCGCCGGCGCCACCCUGGGCUCGGGGGGCCUCUGCACCUUUGGCAGACCCUACGCUUCUCCCGCCUGCAGCCCUUGUGCCUUGCCCCGCUACAGCAAGAAGCUGUGGGACACCUGUGGGCCCUGCUAGACCCAGCUCAGCCCCAGGCGCUGCCCCCAGCCCAAACGCCAACACCACCACCCAAGCAGGGCUGAGCUGGCGGGCACAGGGCACUGAGGAGAGCUGAGCAUCGCCAGCCCCAGCCAGCGCCUGGGCAGCCAGCAGUGCCACCCACCCUCAGUCCUUCCCUGCCCUCUCCUCCUGCCCUCUGCUCUCCUCCCCUCCCGUCUCGUCCCAGCUGUCGCAUGGGGCAGGAGGUGGACCCGAAAGGCCCUGCGAGGCUGACGGGCCAAGUCCUCGGGAUCUGGGAUGCCGCGCCAAGGGGGCAUCUGGAGCGAGAAGCGAUGCCCUGGAGAAGAUCCCUCUGCUUCCCCCAACACGUGGCAACCGGCCUCUCUGGGUCUUGCCCACCGUCUCUCUGACAGUCUCUCCUGCUCCUCUGGGCACAAUAAAGGUUUCCUGCAUUC
This is a messenger RNA of Aquila chrysaetos chrysaetos, 966 nucleotides long. Its product is annotated as scale keratin-like. The transcript has 2 exons. Lineage: Eukaryota; Metazoa; Chordata; Aves; Accipitriformes; Accipitridae. Gene Ontology annotation, cellular component: intermediate filament. The coding region runs from base 164 to 529 and encodes 121 amino acids. The record is from RefSeq and is a predicted model, not a curated record. Gene Ontology annotation, molecular function: structural constituent of cytoskeleton.